Messenger RNA from Dichomitus squalens LYAD-421 SS1, 1368 nucleotides. Its product is annotated as cellobiohydrolaseII. The record is from RefSeq and is a predicted model, not a curated record. Lineage: Eukaryota; Fungi; Basidiomycota; Agaricomycetes; Polyporales; Polyporaceae. Gene Ontology annotation, biological process: cellulose catabolic process. Bases 16 to 1368 code for a protein of 450 amino acids. Gene Ontology annotation, molecular function: cellulose binding; hydrolase activity, hydrolyzing O-glycosyl compounds. Gene Ontology annotation, cellular component: extracellular region. The transcript has 4 exons.
CCCCGGUCAACCAAGAUGUCCAAGUUUGCGACACUCUGCGCCCUCCUCACGGUUCUCCCCGCCGUUUCCUACGCCCAGUCUCCCGUCUGGGGACAGUGCGGUGGUAUUGGCUGGACUGGUGCUACGACCUGCGCAUCUGGCUCGGUUUGCACUGAGCUGAAUGACUACUACUCGCAGUGCAUUCCUGGCUCCAGUGCCCCCGGCACGACGUCCGCGCCCUCCAGCACUGUUUCGUCCACGACAAGACCUACAUCGACCUCGAGCGGCGGCUCUGCUCCUUCGACCACCCCGGCUGCAGGCAACCCAUUCGUUGGCUACACGCCCUACCUGAGCCCCUACUACGCUGCUGAGGUGCAGGCGGCUGCCGCUAACAUCACUGAUGCGACCUUGGCUGCCAAGGCCGCGAGUGUUGCGAACAUCCCGACUUUCACUUGGCUCGACCAGGUUGCGAAGGUCCCCGACCUCGGUACCUACCUCGCAGAUGCGUCAUCGAUCCAGAACAGCACUGGCCAGAAGCAGCUCGUCCAGAUUGUCGUCUAUGACCUCCCCGACCGUGACUGCGCUGCGAAGGCAUCCAAUGGCGAGUUCAGCAUCGCCGACAACGGCGAGCAGAACUACUACGACUACAUCGACCAGAUUGUUGCGCAGAUCAAGCAGUACCCCGACGUGCGCGUCGUCGCGGUCAUCGAGCCCGACUCGCUUGCGAACCUCGUCACGAACCUGAACGUGCAAAAGUGCGCCAACGCCGAGUCCACCUACAAGGCAUGCGUCACCUACGCUCUGCAGCAGCUCUCGUCCGUCGGCGUUUACCAGUACAUGGACGCCGGCCACGCUGGCUGGCUGGGCUGGCCCGCGAACAUCCAGCCCGCGGCGACGCUCUUCACGCAGAUGUACCAGUCCGCCAACAGCUCUCCGUUCGUCCGGGGCCUCGCGACCAACGUUGCCAACUACAACGCGCUCACCGCGGCCUCGCCCGACCCGAUCACCCAGGGCAACCCGAAUUACGACGAGUCGCACUACAUCAACGCGCUCGCGCCGAUGCUCGCGUCCGCCGGCUUCCCCGCGCAGUUCAUCGUCGACCAGGGCCGCGCCGGCCAGCAGAACCUGCGUCAGCAAUGGGGCGACUGGUGCAACAUCAAGGGCGCCGGCUUCGGCACGCGUCCGACGACGGACACCGGCAACUCGUACAUCGACGCGAUCGUCUUCGUCAAGCCCGGAGGCGAGUCAGACGGUACCUCGAACUCCUCGUCGCCGCGCUACGACUCGACGUGCUCGCUCUCCGACGCCACGCAGCCCGCGCCCGAGGCUGGUACCUGGUUCCAGACAUACUUCGAGACCCUCGUCUCCCAGGCGAACCCCCCGCUGUAA